Molecule: messenger RNA, 6596 nt
Organism: Phacochoerus africanus (Common warthog)
Lineage: Eukaryota; Metazoa; Chordata; Mammalia; Artiodactyla; Suidae
Gene: MAST3
Product: microtubule associated serine/threonine kinase 3
Exons: 28
Coding region: 828-4832 (1334 amino acids)
Biological process (GO): intracellular signal transduction; peptidyl-serine phosphorylation
Molecular function (GO): protein serine/threonine kinase activity; magnesium ion binding; ATP binding
Source: RefSeq, a predicted model, not a curated record
ACGGUGGAACAGAACAAACCAUUGAGGGCAAAGUCCCGGGCCACAGAGUAGGACCAGGACACAGACACCCUGAAGCGAGUCUGCUCUUUGCUGCAUCUGACUGCGUUCAAGCAGGGUUUCAUGAGGCGAUGGCCAAACACAGACAAUCCCAGACCUUCGGGGUUUGAGCUGGGCAGGAGGGAGGGCGAGGCCCAGGGUGCCAGGGCUCGACAUGUAGGCUUCGGCUUCGUGGAGGAGGGCUGGCGAAGCUGGAGUCGGAUAUGAAUGAGGGGGACGACGUUCCUGGCAGAGGGAACCCAGGGAAGCAAAGGCCUGGGGGCGUGGUCGGGGCUUCUGGUUUGCUCCGGGAUGCUGACACCCGGGAUGCUGACACCCGCAGCUGAGUGGCUGCGGUUCGAGAAAAGGGGCGGUCCGAGAGACCCCGGGGGCGGAGAUGGGUCACAGAUCCCAAGCCGAGGCCUGGAGGGGGCGGGGCCCGUUGAUGGAGCAAUAAAAUGGGCCCAGAAGGCGGUGACCACCUUUUGGGCAGUACAAGUUAGGGGCUCGAGCCCCGGCACCCCGCCGCUCCCUCCUCGAGCAAACCGACCUUUCCUGCCCAGCUGGGCCUGCGCGCAGGUGCGGGGCUCAGAGCCCCGCCCCGAGGCGGAGAGAGCCCGCCCCCCUGCGCCCCCGGCGGCCCAGCCCCCACUCCGCGUCUGCCGCGCCUGCCGGGCGUGCUGUCCCAGAGUCCACGUCUGUCUGUGCGUCCGAUUGCACCAAGAUCAGGGCUUGGGGGCCUCGAAGGGGGCGUCAGUACCCGGCUGCGUAGACGUGGCCCCGGCCUCGGCAUGAAGUCCCGCAGGGACAAGCUGCACAUCCCGGCGCUGACCCUCGAUCUGUCUCCAAGCAGCCAGAGCCCGUCCUUGCUGAGCCCCAGCAGCCCCUGCAGCCCCUGCAGCCCCUCGCUGGGCCUGCACCCCUGGAGUUGCCGCAGUGGGAACCGCAAGAGCCUAGUGGUAGGAACACCUUCACCGACCCUUUCCAGGCCCCUCUCACCACUGUCGGUCCCAACAGCAGGCAGCAGCCCUCUAGACAGUCCUCGGAACUUCUCAGCUGCAUCCGCUGUCAACUUCCCUUUUGCCAGGAGUCACAUCCCACGCACAGACAGGGCUGACGGCAGAAGAUGGUCCCUUGCAUCCCUCCCGUCUUCUGGCUAUGGAACCAACACGCCCAGCUCCACUGUCUCGUCGAGCUCAUCCUCCCGGGAGCGGCUCCACCAGCUUCCUUUCCAACCGACGCCAGACGAACUGUGCUUCCUGUCCAAGCAUUUCCGCAGCUCAGAGAGUGUGGCUGAUGAGGAGGGCGGCCACCGCUCACCUCGCCUUCGCCCCCGCUCCCGCAGCCUCAGCCCUGGACGCACAACAGGGACCUUCGACAAUGAGAUCGUCAUGAUGAAUCAUGUGUACCGGGAAAGAUUCCCCAAGGCCACGGCACAGAUGGAGGGCCGUCUGCAGGAGUUCCUGGCCACCUUCUCGCCUGGCGCCCGGCUGGCACUGGCUGAUGGCGUGCUGGGUUUCAUCCACCACCAAAUCAUUGAGCUGGCCCGCGACUGCCUAGCCAAGUCUGGAGAGGCGCUUGUCACCUCCCGCUACUUCCUGGAGAUGCAGGAGAAGCUGGAGAGGCUGCUGCAGGAUGCCCACGAGCGCUCAGACAGUGAGGAAGUUGGCUUCAUUGUCCAGCUUGUCCGAAAGCUGUUGAUCAUCAUCUCAAGGCCAGCGAGGCUCCUUGAAUGCCUGGAGUUUGACCCUGAGGAGUUUUACCACCUGCUGGAGGCUGCCGAGGGCCAGGCCCGCGAGGGCCAGGGCAUCAAGACGGACCUGCCGCAGUACAUCAUUGGGCAGCUGGGCCUAGCUAAGGACCCCCUCCAGGAGAUGGUGCCUCUGAGUCACCUUGAUGACAGUGGAGGGCAGCCCCCAGCACCCGAGUCCCCAGAGAGUCGUGCCCUGGUUGGCCCUUCACGGAGGAAACCAUGUGAGAGUGACUUUGAGACUAUCAAACUGAUUAGCAAUGGAGCUUAUGGGGCUGUCUACCUGGUGCGGCACCGGGACACCAGGCAGCGCUUCGCCAUCAAGAAGAUCAACAAGCAGAACCUGAUCCUGCGCAACCAGAUCCAGCAGGUCUUCGUGGAGCGCGACAUCCUCACCUUCGCCGAGAAUCCCUUUGUGGUCAGCAUGUUCUGCUCCUUUGAGACCCGGCGCCACUUAUGCAUGGUCAUGGAGUAUGUGGAAGGUGGGGACUGUGCCACCCUCCUAAAGAACAUGGGCCCGCUGCCCGUGGACAUGGCCCGCAUGUACUUUGCGGAGACGGUGCUGGCGCUGGAGUACCUGCAUAACUACGGGAUUGUGCACCGGGACCUCAAGCCUGACAACCUGCUCAUCACCUCUCUUGGCCACAUCAAGCUCACUGACUUCGGCCUGUCUAAGAUCGGGCUCAUGAGCAUGGCCACCAACCUCUACGAGGGCCACAUCGAGAAGGACACUCGGGAGUUCGUGGACAAGCAGGUGUGUGGGACGCCUGAGUACAUUGCCCCCGAGGUGAUCUUCCGCCAGGGCUACGGGAAGCCAGUGGACUGGUGGGCCAUGGGCGUCGUCCUCUACGAAUUCCUGGUGGGCUGUGUGCCAUUCUUUGGAGAUACCCCCGAGGAGCUCUUUGGCCAGGUGGUCAGUGAUGAGAUCAUGUGGCCAGAGGGGGACGAGGCCCUUCCAGCUGAUGCCCAGGACCUUAUCACCAGACUGCUUCGGCAGAGCCCGCUGGACCGUCUGGGCACUGGUGGCACCCACGAAGUAAAGCAGCACCCCUUCUUCUGGACCCUGGACUGGGCGGGGCUUCUGCGACACAAAGCCGAGUUCGUGCCACAGCUUGAGGCCGAGGAUGACACGAGCUAUUUCGACACGCGCUCAGAGCGUUACCGCCACCUGGGCUCUGAGGACGAUGAGACCAACGACGAGGAGUCAUCCACGGAGAUCCCCCAGUUCUCUUCCUGUUCCCACCGCUUUAGCAAGGUCUACAGCAGCUCUGAGUUCUUGGCUGCCCAGCCCACCCCAACCUUUGCGGAACGAAGCUUCAGUGAGGAUCAGGAAGAAGGGUGGGAUCGGAGCAGCGAGGGGGACUAUGGGCGCCAGCUGAGCACCGAGGUCCGGCUGAGGUCCUGCACGUCCUCCGGUUCCUCCUGCCACUCAUCCUCCUCCCAGCCUGAGCGGGGCCCUAGCCCAUCUCUCCUGAGCACCAUCAGCCUGGAUACAAUGCCCAAGUUUGCCUUCUCAUCAGAGGAUGAGGGAGCCGGCCCAGCCCCUGUGGCCAAAAGGCCCAUCUUCAUUCUAGGGGAGCCUGACCCACCCCCAGCAGCCACCCCCGUGAUGCCUAAGCCCUCUUCCAGCCUUUCUGCUGACACAGCAGCCCUCAGCCACGCGCGCCUACGAAGCAACAGCACUGGCGCACGACACUCCACGCCACGGGCCCUGGACGCCGGUCGGGGCCGCCGCCUUGGGGGCCCAAGAGACUCAGCCCCUGAGAAAUCCAGGACCUCCCCCAGUGGGGGCCGCGUGCCCAAAUCAGCCUCCGUGUCCGCCCUGUCGCUCAUUAUCACGGCAGAUGACGGCAGUGGCGGCCCCCUCAUGAGUCCCCUGUCCCCACGCUCGCUGUCCUCGAACCCGUCGUCCCGUGACUCCUCUCCCAGCCGAGACCCUUCCCCCGUGUGUGGCAGCCUGCGGCCCCCUAUUGUCAUCCACAGCUCGGGCAAGAAGUAUGGCUUCAGCCUGCGGGCAAUCCGAGUCUACAUGGGCGACAGUGAUGUCUACACUGUGCACCACGUGGUGUGGAGCGUGGAGGAGGGAAGCCCCGCCCAGGAGGCGGGCCUGCGAGCCGGAGACCUCAUCACCCACAUCAAUGGGGAGUCGGUCCUGGGGCUGGUACACAUGGACGUCGUGGAGCUGCUGCUGAAGAGUGGCAACAAGAUUGCCCUUCGGACCACGGCCCUGGAGAACACCUCCAUCAAGGUGGGCCCUGCACGGAAGAAUGUGACCAAGGGCCGCAUGGCGCGCAGGAGCAAGCGGAGCCGAAGGCGGGAGACACAGGACCGACGGAAGUCACUCUUCAAGAAGAUCUCAAAACAGUCAUCCGUGCUGCACACCAGCCGCAGCUUCUCCUCCGGCCUCCACCAUUCCCUGUCAUCCAGCGAGAGCCUCCCAGGCUCACCCACCCACAGCCUCUCCCCCAGCCCCACCACGCCCUGCCGCAGCCCAGCUCCUGAUGCCCCAGCAGACACAGCCUCUCCACCCAGUGCAUCCCCAAGCUCCAGCAGCCCUGCAUCUCCAGCUGCCGCUGGCCAUACCCGCCCCAGCUCCUUGCAUGGCCUGGCCGCCAAACUUGGACCACCUCGCCCCAAAGCUGGCCGCCGCAAGUCCACCAGCAGCAUCCCGCCCUCCCCACUGGCCUGCCCGCCUGUGCCUCCGCCCCCACCCCGCUCACCUUCGCCCCUGCCAGGCCACCUGCCUGCACCCGCACGGUCCCCAAGGUUGCGCCGAGGCCAGUCAGCUGACAAGCUGGGUACAGGUGAGCGGCUGGACGGGGAGCUGGGGCGCCGCAGCCGCGGGCCGGACUCUGAGCUGGUGGUCAUGCGGCGGCUGCAUCUGUCUGAGCGCCGAGACUCCUUCAAGAAGCAGGAGGCUGUGCAGGAGGUGAGCUUUGAUGAACCACCUGAGGAGGCUGCAGGGCCACCCCCCUUAGUGCCGCAGAUCGCCGUGGAGGGGGCUGAGGCCAUUCCAGGAGCCCUUGGACCUGCUGGGAAAGACUAAUCCGUCCUACCUGGCCUCUCCCUGGCCUGGAAGCUGUGCAUUUUUUGUGGAAUGUUUUUUUCCAUAAAUUGACAUCUGGAUGGAGACUGAGCCUGUGACACCUGGAAGAUGAUGAGAAGCCAUCACAGUUAUUGCUGGAAGGUGUAGAAAGUGCCUCCUCCCUUGUGUUCUGGAGCCGAUCAAUCAGGGGGUCAUAGGGGCAGGAAUGGGAGACCAGGGUGGCAUUGUAAAUAGCAGCAAAUCCCUGCAACUAAUUUAUUACUUUUUAUAAGCGAUAGCCAGACUGAGCCGCCACUGUUAAGGCGGCUGCCCAGGUCCUGCUCCAUGCACCUGGGACCCAUUUGUAGACCCUGCCCCCUGGGCUGAGAAGGAAGCACUUUGGACAAGUCACGUGUGUUCAUGUUUUCUUGUUUUUCUGUACUUUUAAAGUUGUUUUGUGUUACUUGAUCCCAUCCCUGACUCAAGACCCACAGGUUUGAAGGAUUACAGCCAAGCUUACCUGUCCAGGCCCAAUUUGGGUGACUUGGAGAGUCCACAAACAGAGUUCCCCCUCCACGGCAAAGCAAAGUAGUCCUGAUGAUGGACUGGAUUCUGAAGGCUACUACCCAUCAUCAUUGUCUCCAUCCCUCGGCCAACUGUGCCUGAGUCUGCGUCCAAUCCGAUGGGCUUAAGGGGAUGUGGGCUGGGGAUUUGAUGUAUGUGUAGAAGUUCACCAGAUUUAGGCAGAGGGGUCGCCCACUUCACAGCCAGACACUGGUGCCCUGGCAGGCAGAGACCUCAAAGGGUACUUCAGGGUAGCAUAAGGAUGUCCACCCUGGACAAGAUUUUUUUGUGUUUGAUGCCCACCGGGGUGAACCCUUGACCAUGAUGUGUCUGAAACCCCUCCCCCCCCCAGGGGGGUGCCCUCCAUGUGUCAGAGCCUCCCCGGGAUGAAAUUUGAGUGAGAAAGUCCAACCAGGGGUCAGUGAGGCCAAAGUUUGAAUCUUGGCUUCACAUUUGGCUCUGGGAAAAUGGCUUCCCAGCUCUGUGCCUCGGUAUCCUUGUGUUUACAAAGCUAAUCCCAAUGACUAUUUAUUAAGCACCUACUGUAUGCCAAGCGCUUUUACUCGUGGCUUCUCCCUCAGCCAGUCUUAAGAAGGCUAGAAGUGGUGUUCUCAUCCUUAUUUUACAGACAAAUAACUAAGGUCUGGGGAGAGGCAGAGGUUUGUCCCAUGAUUGCCUGGUGAGAGUCAUGCAGCCAGGCUCUGUCUCUCUGGAGCUUGGAUCUAAUGUCAGAGCAGAUUCCAGCUCUCUCUGGGCACCUCAGAGCCUCCCUUUCUCCCAUUUGUGGGUUGUUAGCAAGAUCUCUGUGUCCUACGUGGUGAGGGCACUUUCCAGGCACUGCAGCCCAGUCUGCAUUCCUUCUGGAGACACCCAUGCAGCACCACCUAGUGUUGGAGCUAGACCAAGGCUGUGCAUGACUUGCUCCCGCCUUCCACCCCGGAGCUGACAGUGAAUAAAAGCCCACAUUUACAAAAAGGAGGUCCAAUGUCUGGAUUUAUGAGGGGCCAAGAAAAGGGUAAGGGAAGAGUGGGGUGGAGGCGGGAUGAAAACAGACCCGUGGCUCAAAGUCACUUGAAGUGGGUUUUGAAGGCUGCUGGGAGUUCAUCAUUGAGCUGCCCUCUCCGUGUACCCAUCAGAGUACCCACCAGAGGCUCUGUCCUUCAGGGCUUCGUCUGGGGCCCCGAAGCUGUGUCAAUAAAUAAACCAUCUGUGUCCUUUUUA